Molecule: messenger RNA, 795 nt
Organism: Striga asiatica
Lineage: Eukaryota; Viridiplantae; Streptophyta; Magnoliopsida; Lamiales; Orobanchaceae
Source: the annotation of a GenBank genome assembly
AUGACAUCCAACACUGCUGAAACGAUCAAUUCUGCGGUAAGGUCAGUGCGGGAACUCCCGAUUACAACAUUAUUAGAGGCCCUUAAAGACAUGCAACAAAGGUGGAGUAUGGCGAAUAGAGAUGAAGCGAAUUCCACAUUCACUGCGCUCGCCAAGACACCUCAUAGUAUGAUGGAGAACAACUACAAGGUAGCCACCAGAUUCUAUGUACAGAAAGCAAGUGACGCUGUGUACAAGAUGUUGGCCGAUGUGAUGCCAAUAGCAGGUAACCAGACAUUUAUGUCCGACACAACCGCUACACCGCGACAGGUAAAUCCACGUGAUGGCAGUGCCAAGCCAGGUCGACCGAGGAAGCAACGACUAAAGUCGGGAUGGGAGCAUAGGUCCAAAAAUAGGUGCAGUAAAUGUAAUGAGAAAGGGCACAAUGUUAAAACCUGUCGGAAUCCAAUAAAAAACGAAAAGCAAAUCCCCGGCGACGCAAAAUUUCGGUUUUCUCACUGCCAACAGGAAUCUACGUGCUCGGUUGGAAAUCGUACCUGUCAAACGGGACCGAACGAACAGAUGGAACUCGAAACUCCUCGAAAGUGCUGCUCCCGAACUCGGAAGGGGCUCGUGUGGACGUCGGCUUUCUCGAACGGGGCUGUUUUAUGCGUGGGGGGUGGUCGCCGGAAAAUGAAGCACUCGGCUAUGGCAGACGGCGACUGGUCGGGACCUUCGUUUGAAGGCGGUCACUCCUUGUUUCUCGAGGAUGGACGGCUACCGCUCGAUAACGACGGUCGAUGGCGUCUCUGCUGA